Debaryomyces fabryi is the source of this 519-nucleotide messenger RNA. Its product is annotated as ribosome biosynthesis protein. The coding region runs from base 1 to 519 and encodes 172 amino acids. The transcript has a single exon. The record is from RefSeq and is a predicted model, not a curated record. NCBI's taxonomy places the organism in Eukaryota, Fungi, Ascomycota, Pichiomycetes, Serinales, Debaryomycetaceae.
AUGAAUUCUAAUACGAUAUUUGAUAUCAACAAGAGAAGAAAGUUAAAUAAAGUGGAUAUGACAGAGGUUGACUACGAUAUGGAUAAACUAUUAAACCUAGAAGAAGAAUAUUAUCAACAAGGUUAUCAGGAAGGGCAAGACUUCUCAACUAAACAACAGUACAAUGAAGGUAAAGAAUAUGGAUAUCAAACAGGAUUUCAAAGAUUUUUAAUAAUAGGAUACAUACAAGGCUUAGUAAAUUACUGGAGAGAAAACAUAGAUCAAUAUGAAAAGGGAAUAGAGAAUAAAUCACUAAGAAAUCAUAUUUCACAAUUAAAUGAAUUAGUUCAAAAUGUACCAACUACGAAUGGAAUGGAUGAAGUUAAGGAAUUUGAGAAGCGAAUAACCAAAAGUAGAAAUAAAUUGAGAGUUAUAGCUAAUAUAUGCAAAGAACUGUGGAAAGUGAAUAAAUUAGAUAAUUUAAUGAACGAAAUAGGUGGAAAGCUACAAGUAAGUGAAAAUGUCGAUGAUAUGUGGUAA